GGAAAGCAGCGGGAGAAUGACAUCAUGUCGCCGCCUAUAGCGGGCACUUACCGCUAGGACCCCCUGAUGGUUCGGGUGUUUCCAUGGUGACAGCGCUCGCGGAAUGCCCGGGCUCCCCGCGCUGCCUUUAUUGUGCUUUUGAAUUUUUGAAAUCCCCGGCACUUCCCGCCCGAAUUUGUUGCCAUCAAACAUGACGUACCCUGAACCUGGCCCCGCCCACUCGCGGGGUCAGCCAAUCACCAACUGCCCCUUGGUCACCCCGCCCGUUUCAGGAAGCUGUUCUGUUGACGGUUGGUCGGUGGGUCCCCGGUUUGUCGUGCUCGCGGGAGAGCGGUGUGCGGUGUGAGGGGCGGCGAGGCGGGUGACUCGGAGCGGGGGGGCGGCGGUGACCGGCUGUGUCUGUGAGGGGGACUCGGGGGGAGGACGUGUUUGGGGGCGUGGCCGGGCGAGGGGCGUGGCCGGAGCUGAGGUUGUUGCUGUCGCUCGGUGUCACUUUCAUUGUAUUAUAAACAGUAUCCGGAGCCGCGGCCUGACAGCGGGACACCGACACCGGGAUACCGAUACUGACACACCGACACUGAUACCGGGAUACCGAUACUGACACCGCCUCCUCCAGCAUCACCGUAAUCAAAAACAGCCCUGCCUGGAGCCCCCCAAUAACCCGGGAUAGCUUGUGACAGCCCUGCCUGGAGCCCCCCAAUAACCCGGGAUAGCUUGUGACAGCCCUGCCUGGAGCCCCCCAAUAACCCGGGAUAGCUUGUGACAGCCCUGCCUGGAGCCCCCCAGUAACCCGGGAUAGCUUGUGACAGCCCUGCCUGGAGCCCCCCAAUCACCCGGGAUAGCUUGUGACAGCCCUGCCUGGAGCCCCCCAAUAACCCGGGAUAGCUUGUGACAGCCCUGCACAUCCAGUGAACCCUCUCCAUUACUGAGACCUCAAACAUGGAGCAGCUGCACAGCAACCUCCAGGUCCUGCUCCAAGCAGCAGAGUAUGUGGAGCGGAGAGAGAGAGGUGAGAUCUACUCUACUCCACAUAUUGAUCCUUUUGCCCCCCCUCCUACUGAUCCUCUUGCCCCCCCCUCCUCUCCUCUUGCCCCCCCCUCCCUGCAGUCCUCUUGCCCCCCCCCCCCCUACUGAUCCUCUUGCCCCCCCCCACCCUGCAGUCUCUUGCCCCCCCCUCCUGCUAGUCUCUUGCCCCCCCCCCCUCCCUACUGAUCAAUCUCCCUACCACCCUCUUGCCCUCUCCUACUGAUCCUCUUGCCCCCCCCCCUCCUGCCCCAGUCCUCUUGCCGAUCCUCACCCCCUCCUGCCGAUCCUCUUGCCCCCCCCUCCUACUGAUCCUCUGCCCCCCCCUCCUGCAGUCCUCUUGCCCCCCUCCUACUGAUCCUCUUGCCCCCCCCUCCCUGCCCUCUUGCCCCUCCUGCUGAUCCUCUUGCCGCCCCCCCCUCCUGAUCCUCUUGCCCCCCCCCUCCCUGCUGAUCCUCUUGCCGCCCCCUCUACUGAUCCUCUUGCCCCCCCCUACUGAUCCUCUUGCAUCUGAGUCCUGCCUCCCUGAUCCUCUACUGAUCCUCUUGCCUACUGAUCCUCUUGCCCCCCCCCUCCUCCUACUGAUCCCCUUGCCCCUCCUCCUACUCCCCUUGCUCCUACUGCUGAACCUCUGCUGAGUGCUCUUAAAGCCCCCCCCUUACUGAUGCUCUUGAUGCCCUCCUACUGAUGCUCUUGCGCCCCCCCCUACUGAUGCUCUUGUACCUUCCACCCACUUUUGCUGCUCCUCGUGCACCCCCAUCUGCUCCUCUUGCAAUCCCCCAUCCCCUUCUACCUCUUCUCUUGCACUUACUGCUCCUUGUGCACCCUACUCCACAUACUUCUAUUCUUGGCCCCCCAUCCCCUCCUACUGCUCCUCGUGCACACCCCCAUCCCCUCCUACUGCGCCUCGUGCACCCCCAUCUGCUCCUCCUGCAAUCCCCCAUCCCCUUCUACCCCUUCUCUUGCACUCCCCCAUCCCCUCCUAAUGCUCCACUUGCACCCCCCAUCCUCCCCUACUGCUUCUCUUGCACCCCCCAUUCCCCCUACUACUCCUCUUGUAUUCUCCGGCCCCACAUACGGCCCCUCUCCUCUUCUGUAACUCACACUGGGGCAUAAAUUUAAAACACUCAGGCUCUGCUUCCCUAUAAAUCUCUGCAUGUCCCUCCUAUCCCCAUGUUCCUGGGCUGAAGCCUCUCUCUAAAAGCAAAACCAUGACUUUUGAUUUCCUUUAAUGGAAGAUGUAAUGUCUAUAGCCAAUUAGGUUAGAGCAAGUUCAGGAUUUUAUUGCUUACUAGAACUGGGUUCUUUAUUAAAGUUAAAUAGCCAGACCUUAAAAUUGAAUUUCAAAUCUUAGGCCACAAUAGCCAAAUCGGUUAAAAAUCUCCUAGUUCGUUAUGUCUUUAGUUCUGUUGUUUUGGCCUAAAAUUUGAAAUUCACUCGAAAUACAAAAUCGAAAUAACGUUGGUGGGAAAAAAAAACUGAAUAUUGUGACCAUCUGUCAUAUCAUUGCUGCUGUCAGCGAUCCAUACAGUUAGUCAGGCCAACUGCUGUCUGUGGAUUACACAGGAAGUACAGCAACACUGGAGGAAGGGUCAUUAAUUGGUACUAAAACCCAUAAUAUCCUUUCAACUAGUCGCUAUGUCUAUUACAGCAUUUUAAUGCUAAAAUAUAUUUAUUUCAUAAUUCCCUUUUACUGUUUCAAUGUGAUCCCUUGAGCGUUGGUUAUUGUUUUGUUGGUUAUUGUUUAGUUCUGAGGCUUGUUGCCUUCAUAUUAUCCUUUGCUCUUUCCUACCAAGUCUCUUUUCUUGCCUUCAGUAUGCUUUGUUUAUUUCUUUGUUUGCUAUUCCUGUGUCUUUUCUGUACCCCAGCGAUAUCAUAUCCUUAAGGGCCCAGUGUUUUUUUCAUAGCUUCCAUUUUUUUAGUUUGCAACCUAACCUGUUAUAACCUGUUUAUAAACAACCUCAUUACGCCUUCCUUGUACUUCUUUCACUUUACUAUUGUUCAUUCUUCUGUGCCUUUCCUGUCUGUUAUCACUGUCUUACAUUCCUCUUCACCCUACUACAUUUUCAUAAUUUGAACCUAUUUUUUUUAGGCUCUGCCUCGUGAAGCAUUGGUACCUAUACCAUAUAUUUCCUCUAUGUCUCCCUAUUUCUUUUUCCAUAUUUGUUCUCUGGGUUUUAGUGGAGUUAUCAACACAUUGUUAAUUAAUGAUCUUUGAUUUCUUUAACAAGGUACUGAAUAAUGCUUACCUUUCAGAAGCUGAACAUGGAUAUGCUUCUAUUCUACCAUGUGACGCCUCUACUCCUGGGAGAAGGAAACGGCAGAGGACCAACAGCAGUCCAGAUAGUGUCAGGUAAGCUAGAAAACAUGGAGUCAGUGAGUGAAAUCAAUCAAGAACACUUACUGAAACUGUAAAGUUUUUUAAAAACGUAUUAAAGCCUUUAUACGGUUUAAUUAUAUUAAAUGAUGCCAAAAUCAAGAUAGGAAUUUAAUUCAAACUUAUAAAACAUGCAUUAACACUCCUGUCAUAUCAUUUGGGUUUGUUUUUUAAUCUUGCUUCAGGUGUACUUGGAAGAGCUGUACGUCGGUGGCAUAAUAAAAAUUAAAUAGAAAUGGUUGGAGGGGGAGGGAUUUAAAUGUGAUAAUUAUUUUGCUUAAAAAAAACAAACAAGAAACUUACGCAAGGUAGGAAGUACAAGGAAAUUUGCUUGCUUUGCAGAAGUCUCUGAGCUAUACGAAGUUCGAUAUGCCUCAUCUUUCCCUCUUGACCUGGUGUGUGUCUCCAAAAAUCACAGUUUUUGUGUGAUCUAGUUUGUGUGUUUUACUGCUUAAUAUGUUGCUGUAAGAUUAUAUUAAUUUUUUUCUUUUAAUUAAUCUGCAGGUCUGUCCACAACGAGCUAGAGAAACACAGGUGAGUGUGACACAGGCAGAGUGUUAUUGAAACUUUUCAUGGGCAGAUUUUAAAAUUUGGGGUUUAUUUAUAAAGGGAAUUUUUGGGAAACUUCAAAUGGAUUAGCCCACUUUGUAAAAAUAUUUCCCAAAAAUUGCUCUUUAUCACAAAUUUUUUAUUUUAUUUUUUACAUCUGCCUACCACCUCUGAAAAGUACAGAGUGCUAGGAAGAAACUGUUCUGAACACAUUACCCGGUGGGCUACAAUCUAUUUUUACUGCAGAUUCCACUGGUUUCAGCAUCUUUUAAAAGAUCUCUUGUCAAGCUCAGUGACAAAUCUUAACUCUUUUUGAGACUUGUUUGGAGCCUAGAUUUAAGUCCAGUUGCUUGGGGAACUCAGAAUAUACUAAUAAAUUUACCCAAGUGUCAGAUACUAAGGGAAUUAUGUAUAUGAAAGGUAUACUAUAGUGCCAGGAAUACAAAGCUGUAUAAAAACCCUUUAUUUACUUACCCGAUACCAGCGCCAAUGUCCCUCGUUGCUGGGUCGUGGCACCGCCUCCUCAGACGUUGCUCAACAAGGGGGGCGCUAAUGCGCAUGCGCGGUAAGUGCAGCAUGCCCAGUAAGUGCCACAUGCCCACUAUGCAUCCCCGUAUCACAGCAUUGAAUCAAUGCUUUUCUAUGGGGAAAUAGAACAGACCUUUGCUGAUGCUGGAUGUUCUCAUGCAGAGCAUGAGGACGUCCAGUGGCCGUUACUGGACCAAAGGUCUGUUAACAUCCAGUAAGCGUCUCUGGUGACUGUCUGGUAGACAGCCUCUGGAGGCAGACUUGGUGCUGCAAUAUAAAUAUUGCAGUUUCUCUGGAACUGCAAAGUUUUACAUUGCAGCAUUAAGUGCAACAGGGACACUGUACCCAGACCACUUCAAUUAGCUGAAGUGGUCUGGGUGCCUAUAGUGUCCCUUGAAGCAUUUAUGGGGCAAUAUUCUGAAAGUUGUUCUGUCCAAACAGAAUGAUCCUGCUUAUUACUCCACUCCCCUGAAGUUAUCGUUCUUCCACUGACAGUUAUGUAUGCUGUUAUUUAGAUUUAAAGGGGCACUCAAAGCAACAUAACCUCUUCGUCUAGCUAACUUAAUUCCACCAGUGUCACCCAACAUCUGCCCAAUUUGGAUUAAACUGAUUGAUAGAUAAUAUGGACCUGCUGGUUAUGAGGUGCUUUCCGGCCAUUGGAAAAGCCUCCAUUUAUGUUGAUCCACUCCUAAAUAUUAAACCAGGGAGUGGCAACACAACAUUUUAGGCAGUCCAGCCAACACAGUGAUUUGUAGUGCAUAUACUGCUUAUAGUGCAGGUUGAGUAUUUUAACACUGAAAGGACCACUAUAGUGCCAGGAAAACAAACUAGUUUUCCUGGCACUAUAGUGCCGUGAGGGUUCCGGCCACCCUCAGGGUCCCACUCCUGUGGAGCUGAAGUGGGAGGAAGGGGUUAAUCCCUUACCUUUUUUCCAGUGCCGGGCUCCCUCGGCGUUGGGACUCUUCUUCCGUCUUCGGUGCGCGCAUUCAGCCAGUCCAUAGGAAAGCAUUCUCAAUGCUUUCCUAUGGACGCUGGCGUCUUCUCACUGUGAAAAUCACAGUGAGAAGCGCGGAAGCGUCUCUAGCGGCUGUCAAUGAGGCUGGAUUAACCCAUAGGUAAACAUAGCAGUUUCUCUGAAACUGCUAUGUUUACAGCAAAAAGGGUUAAACCUAGCUGGACCUGGCACCCAGACCACUUCAUUAAGCUGAAGUGGUCUGGGUGCCUAUAGUGGUCCUUUAAUUUUAGGAAUACAGUUUGCAGUUUGUAGUAAAUACAGACGUGCUUUACUAGACAGACUAGGCUUCUACUUAGGGGAAUCUGCAUGUAAGGAUAAUUUGGGGUUCAAAGUAAUAUCUCAAAUGGUUUUAGCUUUUUAAGAUGCUUUGUUUUAAAGUCCUUCGUUUACUGUGUUUAGCUUGAUGUUUCUUCCAUAUCUUUUAAAAAUAAAAGAAAAUUUUAAAAAAUAAUAAUCUUUUUCUGCCUGGGUCUCAUGGCUUUCUCUAACUUGUUGAGUUUUUAUUAAUUAAUCUAUUUAUAUAUUUAUUUUGUUGCUGUACCCUUUAAGAACAGAUUUUUAUGGGAAAUAUAUGGUGAUCACCCUGUAGUGAAGCAUUGUGGAGUGUUUACAUUAAAAAAAAAAUUUAGUGGAUUUAAAUAGUUUAGUAAUAUUGUAUUUUUUUUUUUUUACCCUUUUCUUAGAUUAUAUGGCACUUUGUGUUAGAGUUCACCUCUAAACCACAGAACAUACUUUAAUGGAACACUAUAGGGUCAGGAACACAACCGUGUAUGCCUGACCGUAUAGUGUUAAAACCACCAUUUAUGUGGCUUGCCCCCUUAAUAGGUAAUAAAACGCCGACUUGGCCAAGCAGCUCCUUCUCAUAGAGAUGCAUUGAAUCAAUUAAUCUGUUUGAGGAAAGCUCCGCGUCUCCAUGCAGAGCAUAGGGAUGCUCAGUGGCAGUGCUGCAAACUGUGACGCACUGCCCCAGGAAGCACCUCCAGUGGCCAUUUGAGAAGUGUCCACUGGAAGUGUCCCUUGGCUGUAAUGUAAACACUGCAUUUUCUCUGAAAAGACAGUGUUUACAUGAAAAUGCCUGAAGGGAAUGAUUAUACUCACCAGAACAACUACAUUAAACUGUAGUUGUUCUGUUGACUAUAGGGUCCCUUUAAAGACAUUCUAGUAUAACUUAUACUAUAUUGUAAUUAUUUGUUUUUCAGUUGUAGAAAUCUAGUUAGAUGUUUGUCACUAAUAUUUUUUGUUCUGUUGUGUGUCGUAUUUUUUUUUCUUUAUAAUAUAAAAUAAGAAUACGGUACAUAUUUGAUGGAAAGUAGCUAGAAUUCUUUGAACUUGAAUUCUGGAUACAGUUUUACAGGGAAAGGGGAAGGAAACUUCUGCAAAAUCUUGAUGUUACUCCAGGGCUUGUUUUCAAUAAAGGAAAUAUAUCCUUCCAUAAUGGAGCAACUCCACAUAAUGCCAUUCAACCUUUUGUAAAUUAAAUUCAAAGUUUGCAUUUUUUUUUUUUUUUUUUAUUAUUAAUACUGGAUUGUUCUUCAUAUGUACAAUAAUGUUUUUUGAUUGGAUUUGAUGGUUCUAUGUUUUUGUUUUGUUUGUUUUUUUAAUAGUUUCUAUAUUUAAUAGAGGCAGUUCUUGCUAAAUCUAUUAUUCAAAGUGCAAAUAAGGAAAUGACUGGUAAAAUCCCUUUUCUCUCCUGCCUCAGGCUGGCGAUACUGGUAGGUUCAAACCUACAAAACAUUGUAUGCAGUAUUGUUUUUCUAUAUAAUAGUAUAAAUUAUGUUAUCAGGACAGCAAAUGAAAGGGCUACUUACUAUAAAUGUAACCAUACUCCUCUCAAACACAUACAAUAACAUAUAUUCCAUUAAAACAAUGUUUAUGGCAAGAGCAAUUACACCUGCCUUUAUCAGGUGUGGACUUGUAAUAUGCCCGCUGUGAUCAGUGGUUUGGUUUUCUCUUGCAACACUCAUUGCUUUUGAUGGUAACAUUCAUUGCUUUUUUUGAUGGUAAGCCUUACUAUUUUAUAUUAUUAUUAUUAUUAUUAUUAUUAUUAUUACAUUUUUUUUAUUUUUUAUUUAUUUUAUUUUUUUUAGACAUUCAAUGACUAAAAAAAGGGCUACAGUUGAGGAUUGAGUUUAAAACCCUGUUCAUAGUCCGAACAUCUCUUUUGUUUUCACUUUCCCUGUGUGCAACAGUCUAGCAAUAUGUAUGUUAAUGUUACCUGCACGCAGUUUCUGCCUUUUUGUUUUAUUUCUGUAAAACUGUAUUUUUCCAACUGCACUCCAUGAACAUAUUGUUUAACAUAAAUUGUGACAGGAGGUAAAAGAACCCAUUUAUCCUGUCCUUUGUUUUUUUGGUUUUUUUUUUAAAUGUCUUAUUUGUUCUUCAGGUUAGGUUUCUACAGAACCCAAGAAUCCUUGAACUUAUUUUCUCGCUUCCUGAUUAGUAUUCAGUUUGUGCUAGUAAAAACCAUCUACUACUAGCGUAUCAACAAAAGUUGCAUAUUCAUACAUUAUCCAUCAUUCUUCCUCUCUCCAAAUUCAAUUCCUUACUCCUUUGCUUUUGAACUCUCCAAUUAGUAAAACUGUUGCCUUGAAGCCUUUUUUAUGGCAUACAUUUUGUUUAUAACAUCCGUUGUUACGGUUUUUCAGUUAAACAAGAAAAGGAAUUAUUCACAAAUCGUUAAGGUAGCAAUAUAACCUCAUGUCUAUUGAUAGAGUAACAUAAACAAAUGAGCGUUUUUUUUAAAGGAAAUAGCAGUUUGAUUCAGCAAGCAGAAGUAGUGAUCUAUGAAGAAUGCACAAAGGCACAUGAGAUUGUUAAAAUAGAAGUUUCAAAGCCCGAACUCUGUAACAGUGGUGCUUCCUACCCAGAGCUACUCCAAUCUGGUGCUGUUUCAUAUCCACUAAUGCAAAGCACAGGGCAGAAACGUUCCUUUCAUUUUUAUUGUGAUUGGGCCCACUUUCAGAGCUUUGAUGUAGAAUUGUUCAUCGCUCGUGAUACUUAAUGUUUCACAAUGAGUAUAUGUUUAUUUUUACAUUUUGUUAAGCGGCAUUAGGAGUAAUACUGUGAAAUGUCUACAGAACUAUACUUGGUAUAUUCAAUUUUGAUUUAGAUUUUUUGCAUGUUCGUGUCACCUCUGUUGCCUUGUGGAUUUUAUUAUAUGUAUAUUAAGUCCUUAAGGCUUAUAGCAAAUUGACGUAACCGAAAAAAAAAAUAAUCAAAUUUCCUGGCUAUUAUAGGGCAUGUGGUUAUUUAUUCUAACACAAACUAGGAUUCCUGUAAAUUAAUCUUUUAAUUUAUGUAAUCUUUAUAAAACAAGAUGGUCAUUAGUAUUAUUUAAGCACCUUUAUCUGGGAUGGUGACAUUUUCUUGUUACAUUUUGGAUCUUGGUGCCAAACAUUUUUUUCAUACACACCCCAUAAUUUUGUAAUUACAUGUCAUUGUCUACUGCAAGUGGGUGGAAACAAGUUGUUGUUGUUGUUGUUGUUGUUGUUGUUAAUAAAUAUAUAUAUAUAUAUAUAUAUAUAUAUAUAUAUAUAUAUAUAUAUAUAUAUAUAUAUAUAUAUAUAGAACCUUGUCUGCAGGUAGCACUGUCCUCUAAGGUAAACAACAGACACAGUCCUUUUAUUUUCAUAUAAUCCAGGCACUUUAUUUGUAAGUCCACACAGGAGACCGCAGCAAAUGAAAACAUAAAUAUAACACAAAUCCCUAUAAACAAAAACCUAGCUCGUCUGAGCACUUACUAACAUCAGGUUCCCUAUCUCUCAGGGGUUAAAUUAGAACAAAACAAUAUUGGUUUCACCAACCUAGUGUCUUUGUCAGCUCUCUGCACUCCAGUGCUUAGUCAGCCUGCUGCUUUCCUUUCUGCACUCCCAGUGCUCCAAGCCAGCCUUGACUGUUUCCUUCUGCGCUCCCAAUGCUCAGUCUCCUUGACUCUCUCACUGGAGAGAACAGACUCUCUCCUACCUGCUUCCAGGGAGGAAGCCAGCAAUCUCCCUUUACCUGCCUAGCAGGGAGAGGUUUAUUCCCACUGCUUCAGCUGAUUAUCUGCAGCUGAGCAGUGGGUUGGAGACCGUUCCAAAAAACUCUGGCCUGGACCUUAUUUCUCCCAGUUGUGUAUAAACUGAGGAGUGGAGCAUUGGCCCACCCUACUCUCCAAAUGCUCCACCCCAGGAGCCCAUAACUAAACGUAGCUUUGUGUUGCACACCACACAUACAACACGUACUUCCCCUGGGGUUAAAUGUUAAAGGACCACUAUAGUGCCAGGAAAACAUACUCGUUUUCCUGGCACUUUAGUGCCCUGAGGGUGCCCCCACCCUCAGGGUCCCCCUCCUGCCCGGCUCUGGAAAGGGGUUAAAACUUACCUUUUUCCAGCGCUGGGCAGGGAGCUCUCCUCCUCCAAUCCUCCCUGUCGGCUGAACGCGCACGCGCGGCAAGAGCUGCGCGCACAUUCAGCCGGUCACAUAGGAAAGCAUUCAUAAUGCUUUCCUAUGGACGCUUGCGUGCUCUCACUGUGAAAAUCACAGUGAGAAGCACGCAAGCGCCUCUAGCGGCUGUCAAUGAGACAGCCACUAGAGGAUUAGGGGGAAGGCUUAACCCAUUCACAAACAUGGCAGUUUCUCUGAAACUGCUAUGUUUAUGAAAAAAUGGGUUAACCCUAGCUGGACCUGGCACCCAGACCACUUCAUUAAGCUGGAGUGGUCCUUUAAAGGCCUCUCUGCCUUCACUUUAUCACAAUAUAAAUAUAUAUAUUUUAAUUAUAAUUUUUUUCCCCUCAUCAGUUUCCUAUUCUAAAAUGAAUCAGGCAAAAAAUUUCCCAUUGAAUCAAAAUAUAAACUAACCAUAUCAUUUAUAGGUGCAAUAACAUAAGUAUCAAAAACUAUAACAUUAUAAAACUUUUUAUCACUCUUUGCACAUUUAAUUGGGGGUUGUUUUGCUGUUUUUUAAGAUUAUGAUUUGAUAUAUAACACACAUUUCUGCAACGUUAGAGGGGGAAGAAAAUUACCAAACUGCCACAUGUAAAAGCAUAAUUAUAUUUAAUUUCUGAAAAGCAACAUUCCAUGCUGAUAACAUGCAGGUUUUCCAAUGCAAUGGCUAAGAAAAUGGAGGUCUGUGGUAAUGAGAAAUGUUACUAUACUACCAGUGUCUAGAUUGUGUAAUAUCCGCAUUGGAACAGAAUUUUAUAAUUAUUAAAUUUUGGACUGUUUGUAGUCAUUGAUGACUUGCUUUAGUCAGUCAGUGCACCACACAUUUUAAAAGGCAGAACCAGUUGAGCAGUCCUAGUAUUUGCAGGGCCUAGAAAUCCUUUGCUACUAGCCAAGCUUUUUAAAGUUACUCGUCUCUGCAUGACACACCUAUCACAGCUGAAUUUUUACGAACUAGAGCUGAAUUUUCACUCCAUGGCUAGUGGUGAGUAGAAAUGUUAAACCCUGGUUUUGAUACAAAAUGAGAUUGAUUUCAGCAGUCACUAGUGAAUUAUGCAGUACAGGCAGGUAUAAAAGAACAAAAACUGAACGCAUCCAGAACCUAUGAUUGGAUUGGUCUUUGCAGCUCACAUAAGUGUUAUGCGAUUCUUUGGCUAUGUAAACUUUUAAUAUAAUUAUUCAUUUUCUAGGUUUUAAUAUUGCAAUAAACUAUUUGUAUUGACAUUUUGCAGCUAGAAGCCUUAUUGUGUGGUUUCUUUGAAUCAUGAUGACUGUUCUACAUUUGCAGGAGAGCUCAGCUACGGAGGUGUUUGGAGCAGUUGAAGCAGCAAGUUCCGCUCAGUGUGGACACGUCUCGGCACACAACGCUCAGCCUUCUGCACAGAGCCAAGCAGCACAUCAAGGUGAGUUUACAGUAAGACGCACACACUGCUGGGAUCUGUUGGGUAUUUCUGACAUUUUCAGAAUUGUAGUUACUAAAGCAGGGAUAUGCACAUCUUCAAACGCCAAAGCAUCUUAACCACAUUUACAGACUUUGCAUAGCUGUAUGUGAACUCUAAGUGGCAUUAAAUUAUCACUAUAGGGCCAGGUUCACAAUACAUGUAUUCCUGACCCUAUAGUGAAAACCCACCAUUUAGGUGGCUUUCCCCACCUCCCUUAGCCCCCUCAGAAUGGGUUUAAACUCACCUUAUUUCCAGCUGUCCAUGGGUCUGCUGAUCCUGCCCCCUUGGUCCCGUCCCCAUUGAGAAAGCAUUGGAUUAGCUAAAAUCGGCAAGGAGGUGGGGCCAAACGCUGUUUUAGCCAAUCCGUACCUCCUCCUAGAGAUACAUUGAAUCAAUGCAUCUCUAUGCGGAAUAUUCAGCGUCCCCAUGCAGAGUGUGGGGACACUGAACGGCAGGGCUGCUUACUGUGCAGCCCUGAGCCAGGAAGCCCCUCCAGUGGCCACUUGGAGGUGUCCCUAGCGUGGGGAUGCUGAACGGCAGGGCUGCCUACUGUGCAGCCCUGAGCCAGGAAGCCCCUCCAGUAGCCACUUGGAGGUGUCCCUAGCGUGGGGACGCUGAACGGCAGGGCUGCUUACUGUGCAGCCCUGAGCCAGGAAGCCCCUCCAGUGGCCACUUGGAGGUGUCCCUAGGGGCAAUGUAAAUACUGCCUUUUCUCUAAAAAGGCAGUGUUUGCUUAAAAAUGCCUGAAGGCAGCCCCUAUACUCACCAGAACAACCACAUUAAGCUGUUGUUGUUCUGGUGACUGUUGGGUACCUUUUUAAUACUUACAUGUCAUCUAGAAAUAAUCUGUAAACCACUAUUUUGUUUUAAGGGGGUCUUUAUUUCAUUCCAUGCUCUGUUGGUUUGUGGAUCAAUAUUUUAUGUCCUCAACAGUAUCCAAAAGUGCUUUAUUGCAUGCAGUGUGGAUUCAUGGUAUUGGUCCAUGAUAACUAACCAAGUCGAUAAUGACACAUCAGAUAUUUCUGAAAUAUAUUUUUCCAUAAUGUCCAGUCACCCUUAUGAUUAAAUGAGUGUCCUGUGUGUUUUUAUGUUUCCACCACUGAUCUAAAUGUCUCUUAAGUUUUAAGUACAUGUAAAAAUAAAUCCUCUUUGUAGCUGUGACUGCAUUGUGCUUUAUUGCAUUUGGAUCAGGAAGCAGUGUGUGUGUGUCAAUGCCUAAUGAAGAAAUACAUUUAGAAGUGUUAGCACAUUACUUGUACUUGCCUCCUAUCAUGUCAUUUCUUUGCAGAAAUUGGAAGACCAGGAGUUAUCUGCAAAGAAACAAAAAGAAAAGCUGAAAUCAGAACAACAGAAACUCCGCCAGAGGUUAAAACUACUUCUUCCACCAACCAAUACUGAGCGUCUCCGAACAGACAGCCUGGACUCUUCAGUCUUGUCUUCCGAGCACUCUGACCAAGGUGGGUAAACUAUUUAUGAUGCGCAGUAGCUUCCACAGUCACUGUUGAAACCAGGUAUUAAAGCUCCUAGGGAUUAAAUGCAUUUUGGAGAUAUUAUAGUGUAUGACCAUAUACAAUCUUUUCUUAAAAUAUAUUUUAAAAAAAUGUAGUUCAUAUAAUCUGACUCAUCUUUGUGCUCAGGAUUGCAAAUAAAUGCUGACGGCUGUAAUUAACACAUUCUCUUGCAAUAAAACAGGCAUUAUUGUAUAGACAGGGCUUAAAAUUUCCACUAGCCAAUGGCGAGUAAAUAUUUAGCCCUGACAAGUAGAAAUUCACCUCUGGUGAGAGUGCCAUGGACUCUUUAGGUUAUCAGUGGCUAGUAACUUCUAAGUCCUGGCUCAUAAUGUAAGGCUUGAAAUUGUAACCGCCCGAUGAUGGUGGUGGUGGUGGUGGUAGUAGUAGUAGUAGUGUAGUAAUACUGUUUCAUAGCAUAGUGUCACCUUGGGUGGUGCUCUAAUGGAGAUUUAACCAAGCAGAGUUUCUUACGUGCUUUCUUCUGUCUGCAGUUUGUAUAGAUCAGUUCUCAUGUGCAGAUAAAUUGUAUUGCAAAGCAGAUUGGUAAUUUCUGGAAUGAAAGCCAUUCCUUGUUACAGUGGCUAGUUUUCUGAAUACUCUGUGUUUGGGAAAAGGCUUAAAAAAGUCUCUGAUGGGAUUUUCAAGCAUUACAUUAUGAUGUAAUGUACUGUUAUCAGAUAAUCAGUAUCUAUAAAUAUAGUAUACCUUCUAUUUUGAGAAAAAUCUAGUUACUGAUUGUGGUAACAAAUAAUGGCCUUUGCUCUGUAGAAGUCUCCAUUCUUCUGUGCUACAUGGCUUUUACUUGAUCAGAGAAGGUAAUGCCACUCAUUGGACUUCCACUACAAUAGCCAUGAGAUAAUACUCUGUCUGCAUCAAGCAUUUCAAACUCAAAGGCUAGCACGGCCAAAUAAACCAGGUUUAAGUUUAUUUGGGCCGCAAAAAAACAAACAAACCUUAGAUUUUCAUAGAAAUGUAGAUUUGUUUGAAAAGUACCGUAUUAAAAAAAAAAAAGCAUCCCUCAAUACUAAUUCCCAUUCCUCCCUCUACUAAACCCCGGCCCUUGUUUUAAAAGAAAAAGAAAAAAAACAUUGGCCAACAAGCAGACUCCACUCACAUUGCUGCCAGUAUGCGACUCUGGAGUCCAGCAUUUGGUAUACCCCCAAUGGCACCGUCCACACCCUGUGCCAAAGCGGAUCCUCGCGCUAUUCCUUGAAACCCUGUGAAGAUGGAGCGUGUUGAUGUGGCGUUGCGUAGUAAAGUUUGGCAUUUGUUUAUUGUUGUUGUGGUGUUUGUGUUUCUCCCCCCCUCCUUCUAUUGUGCUUUAUUGUAGUCCAUAACUUAACUUAUUGCAUAAGUGACUUUUCUAUUUAUGCUGGAUUUAUAUAUAAAAAAAAUAGUACAAGGUAUAAUUUCCUUUGUGUUUCUUGUGCUGACUGUAAUGUAUCUGUCAUUUUAAUACUCACAUUUUUUUGGGUUCAUUUAUACACCCCUUUAUUUUAUUUUUAACUUUUUUAGCAUUGAUAGAUGUGUUAUAUCAACAGGAAUGUAAUAAGAAACAUAUGUCUCUACUAAUCUUAAUUUACUUUUAUAUCUCUGCAGAAGAUUUGGAGGUAGACGUUGAGGGGAUUAUUCUCAGUGGGAACGAGGGUGACCUCUUUGUUUCGUUCAGUGCUGGCACAGAACACAGCUACUCUACUCCUGCUCAUGCCUGGCUAUGACAACAGAGGAAGAGCACAGACUUAAUACAGCAACUGAAAGCAGUUUUCAUGGCUAUGCCAGAUAAAACAAAAAAGACGUGCAUUAUGACUUCAUACAUCACUCAAUGAUGUAGUCCUUUAUAUUUUAUGUGUAUCUCUUUUAGUUUUUAAACCACAGUGGAUUCUCCUGAAACUGAACUACUACUUCUCUUAAAUUUUCCCAAUGUGUUAUUUUCGUAAGAAAAAAAGCAGGUUUUAAUAUUGGAUUCCUAAAUUUAUUUUUAGAUGAUGGGCUGGUGCAAUGGUGAGGACUGACCUGCUUUUGUCCAUACCGAACACAUAUUCUUGGGAUUUUAUUUAUUUUUUCCCUUCCUCCUUCUGUAAAGCUGUAUAACUGCACUGAUUGUCCAUGGUCUCUGCACUCCAGUAAGUGGUGAAAGAAAAGAAAAAACUUCAGAACAAAAUCCAGGCCUUGUAAUAAAUGAUAGGUUAGGUAACAUGAGCUACAUUUACCCUGUUAUUUUAAGUGGCAACUCUUCACUCAAUUUGUGCAUUGUAUAUUUUGCACAGGACCCAUGUGAUCUAUUUUGGGGUGUUUGGAAAUAAAAUGGCGCUGAUGCCCAGUAUUGAGCACUAAGCCUGUUUCUAGCUUGACCCCAGUUGCAUUAUAAGUCCUAUUUAUUGUAUUUAAUUGAAAUAUUAAUUUAGGCUAGGGUCUCCACCAGUGAUUGAUUCCGUGUGCACUAGUUGUGUGGAAGAUUGCAUUUAGCUAAUUGUGCACUUGAUGGGGAAACAAAAAACCUACAUUGUUUAUUUUAAGAUGGCACUUAUGUUAUAUGAAGUUUGACGUGUCACAUAAACUCAUUCUCUGCAAAGUUAUAUGCAAAAAAACCUCCCCUAAACUUUUGUUUGUGUUCUAGAAUUUAAUUUGUAAUUAUAGUGACCGCUAUAAUUACCCUGUCUCUGGAUAUUUACAUAGUGCAUUGCAGAUUAUUUAAUACCCUAAAGACUUUCUUGAAUUUUUUUUUAAACAGACACAGUGAAGAAAACUCAAAUGCGUUGCUUAUUAAUGGUGUACAGUAAUACAUUUUCCAAUCUUUUAUUUUCAAGUCAUUAAUUUGGUGAGACAUUUCCAUAAUUAUACAAUAUACACCUGUUCGCCCUCGUUAUGCACCAUUCAGAGUCAAGUUACUGGUACUGAAGUUUUGCCCGUCUCUUGAGUCCUCGGGUGUCAAACCGCACCCCCUCGCCACCCGAUGCUUGUAUUGCUGGACUACAAAUACCAUAAUUCACUGCAAGCCUAUGCCUGUCAGAAUCAUGGGAGUUGCAGACCAAUACUAUUUAAUUCACUAAUCUGGGGAUUGAGUGGAAACUGAUGGAGGAAGUUUAGCGGCCAAAAUAGCCUAAAUGGAAAAAAAAAAAAAAAAAAAAAUUAAAAAAACUUCCAUCUUUCCUAUUAUGGCUGAAGUUCAUAUUCCUCCUUUCAAUUUGUUACCAUUUCUGGUUCAGUCAAUAACCCCCUAAUCUCACCAAAACACAGCAUUAUAUCCUGGCCUGUAAAAUGGCUCACAAUAACUGCACACUUACCCUCUAGCCUUUUCUACGGCCCUCUGACAACAGAAUUGUUUUAUUUUAUUUUAUUGCUACUGUGUUGUAUCACUAAAUUUUGUAUUCCUGCACUUACUGGAUGGGGAAGAAAACCUGCCCUUUCAGGGUUUUGGCACAGCUGGUAUUGGCACUCACUAAUUUAGUAAUAAUUAACAACCAAAACUAAUUAUUGCAUUGGUAAUUGGCCUUCCUUAAACCAGUUGCAAAUAUCCAUUUGGGAUAUAAUUGAUAUAAAUAUUUCCUUAAGAAGGGAGGUGACCUUAUUCCUGCUUUCUCUCCUUAAUGGUGCAGUCUCACAUUCCAUGACCCAGCAAAUAUUCAGUGUAACAGAAUGUAAAUCCUGGGUUUUGAGGAGGAAUCCUCAAACAAACUUUUUAUAUUGUUAUCUAUAUUUUAGUAAAUGUGUAUUGUUCGUUAAUA
This is a messenger RNA of Pelobates cultripes (western spadefoot toad), 16592 nucleotides long. Lineage: Eukaryota; Metazoa; Chordata; Amphibia; Anura; Pelobatidae. The record is from the annotation of a GenBank genome assembly.